Messenger RNA from Paecilomyces variotii, 570 nucleotides. Its product is annotated as transport protein particle component. Gene Ontology annotation, biological process: regulation of GTPase activity; endoplasmic reticulum to Golgi vesicle-mediated transport. NCBI's taxonomy places the organism in Eukaryota, Fungi, Ascomycota, Eurotiomycetes, Eurotiales, Thermoascaceae. The transcript has 4 exons. Gene Ontology annotation, cellular component: cis-Golgi network; TRAPP complex; trans-Golgi network. Bases 1 to 570 code for a protein of 189 amino acids. The record is from RefSeq and is a predicted model, not a curated record.
AUGUCUUUCGAUACUCCGUUACCUCCAUACAGCGCGUCUGAUCCUCACGCCCGAUUCUUAGGCGCAUCAUGCCUCGAUCUGCUUCUUAUAGAGAUUGUGCCGAUGGCGGAGCGUCUGGUGCGGGAACUAUCGACUUCCGAGGACGGCAUGGAUGACGAAGAGCAAAAGGAAGCGACGUUUUUUCGUCUGGAAUCAUUAGGAUACAGAGUCGGACAAGGUCUUGCUGAGAGAUUCUCUCGAGAUCGACCGCGAUUCACAGAUAACCUCGACGUCAUCAAAUUCCUAUGCAAAGAUCUAUGGACGAUUCUGUUCAGGAAACAAGUGGAUAAUUUGAAAACGAACCACAGGGGAGUCUUCGUUUUAACUGAUAAUUCCUUCCGGCCAUUCAGCAGGAUGAGUAUGGCCGUACGGAGUGACGCCGUCGCAAGAGCCCAAGCCUAUUUAUGGUUCCCGUGCGGUGUAAUACGCGGCGUGCUGGCCAGCAUGAAUAUAAAUGCUACAGUACAAGCAGAAACGUCCGAUCUACCGGGGGCGACCUUCCAGAUCAAAACCAUCCUUCCAAAGCCGUGA